This is a messenger RNA of Arabidopsis thaliana (thale cress), 2248 nucleotides long. RefSeq names its product hapless 2 (gene HAP2). The transcript is spliced from 17 exons. The record is from RefSeq and is marked reviewed. Gene Ontology annotation, cellular component: plasma membrane; endoplasmic reticulum membrane. The coding region runs from base 37 to 2154 and encodes 705 amino acids. Lineage: Eukaryota; Viridiplantae; Streptophyta; Magnoliopsida; Brassicales; Brassicaceae.
AAACAAUUUUCAAUUCGCGUCUCCGUGAGAGAGAAAAUGGUGAACGCGAUUUUAAUGGCUUGUAUACUCGCCGGAAUUUUCGUCGGAAUGUUCAACGAAGUCGACGGAAUUCAGAUUUUAUCGAAAUCAAAGCUCGAAAAGUGUGAGAAAACAUCAGAUUCUGGUAAUCUCAAUUGUUCCACUAAGAUCGUCUUGAAUCUCGCUGUUCCCAGUGGAUCCAGUGGAGGAGAGGCUUCGAUUGUAGCGGAGAUCGUGGAGGUUGAAGAUAACUCGAGUAGUAAUAUGCAAACCGUACGGAUUCCACCGGUUAUUACAGUGAACAAAUCUGCAGCAUAUGCUCUCUAUGAUCUUACUUACAUUAGGGAUGUACCUUAUAAACCUCAAGAGUAUCAUGUCACGACUCGAAAGUGUGAACACGAUGCUGGACCGGAUAUUGUACAAAUUUGUGAGAGGUUGAGAGAUGAGAAGGGUAAUGUUUUAGAGCAGACUCAGCCGAUUUGUUGUCCAUGUGGACCGCAACGAAGAAUGCCUUCUUCUUGUGGAGAUAUUUUUGAUAAGAUGAUUAAAGGGAAGGCAAAUACCGCGCAUUGCCUUCGUUUUCCAGGUGACUGGUUCCAUGUUUUCGGGAUUGGACAACGGUCACUAGGAUUUAGUGUGCGAGUUGAGUUGAAAACAGGAACUAGAGUUUCAGAAGUGAUCAUUGGUCCUGAAAAUAGGACAGCUACUGCAAAUGAUAACUUUCUCAAAGUUAAUCUCAUAGGAGACUUUGGUGGUUACACAAGUAUUCCUUCUUUCGAGGACUUCUAUCUUGUAAUCCCAAGAGAGGCGGCUGAAGCGGGACAACCAGGGAGCUUAGGCGCAAAUUACUCAAUGUGGAUGCUGCUUGAGAGAGUGAGAUUUACAUUGGAUGGCUUAGAAUGUAAUAAAAUCGGUGUUGGUUAUGAAGCUUUCAACACCCAACCAAAUUUCUGCUCUUCUCCAUAUUGGAGUUGCUUGCAUAAUCAACUAUGGAACUUCCGUGAGUCAGAUAUAAACAGAAUCGACCGACACCAACUUCCUUUAUAUGGACUUGAAGGAAGAUUUGAGAGGAUCAAUCAACAUCCAAACGCGGGGCCUCACUCGUUCUCAAUUGGAGUCACGGAAACACUCAACACAAAUCUAAUGAUAGAACUAAGAGCUGAUGAUAUUGAAUACGUUUUCCAGAGGAGUCCCGGUAAGAUCAUAAACAUCGCGAUACCGACAUUCGAAGCACUUACACAAUUCGGAGUUGCUGCAGUCAUAAUCAAGAAUACUGGUGAAGUAGAAGCGUCUUAUAGCUUAACGUUUGAUUGCUCCAAAGGCGUGGCUUUUGUUGAGGAACAAUUUUUCAUUAUAAAACCGAAAGCGGUUACUACUCGGUCUUUUAAGCUGUACCCGACGAAAGAUCAGGCUGCAAAGUAUAUAUGCACAGCUAUACUCAAGGACUCUCAGUUCAGCGAAGUAGACCGAGCCGAGUGUCAAUUUAGUACAACGGCUACCGUACUUGACAAUGGAACUCAGGUUACUAAUCCAUUUCAAAUUCCAGAGACUCAACCUAAAGGUUUCUUUGAUUCGAUCAGGAUACUAUGGACGAAAAUCAUCAAUGGUUUAGUCGAUUUCAUCACCGGAGAUACUUGCAGAAACAAAUGCUCGAGUUUCUUCGACUUCAGUUGCCACAUUCAAUACGUUUGCUUAAGCUGGAUGGUUAUGUUUGGUCUUCUCCUCGCUCUCUUCCCAAUUACUUGUUUGCUUCUUUGGCUCUUGCACCAAAAGGGACUCUUUGAUCCAUGCUACGACUGGUGGGAAGAUCAUUUCGAUUUAGACCAUCAUCGGAGAUUAUUACCCUCCAGAGCAGACGUUGUUAACCGCCAUCAUCACCAUCACAAGCAUCGUCAUCACCAUAAUCACCAUCGUAGGACACACCAGAGACACAAACAUCAUCAUGGUCAAGACGACGACGUAUUGCAGAAGAUGAUGCUUGAACGUGACCACAGCGACUCUCACUACUACCACCAACUUCAUCGAGUCCAUAAAGAUAGCAAGCAGAAGCAGCGUAGGCGAGCCAAGCACGGGAUCGUCCUGCCACGUGAUGUGCACGUGGAAAGACAGAGGAAACAAAGACUACGUGAGAGUUAAAGAGUUAAAACUUAAAAGUGAUAAUGUCAGAUUUGUAUAUAUGUGUAUUAAACCGAAUCCCAACUGGAUUGUGAAGCAAAAAUAUAUCCGAGUU